This is a messenger RNA of Cyprinus carpio (common carp), 3066 nucleotides long. It is a transcript of the gene cdca4, whose product is annotated as cell division cycle associated 4. The coding region runs from base 825 to 1691 and encodes 288 amino acids. NCBI's taxonomy places the organism in Eukaryota, Metazoa, Chordata, Actinopteri, Cypriniformes, Cyprinidae. Gene Ontology annotation, molecular function: transcription regulator activity. The transcript is spliced from 3 exons. Gene Ontology annotation, cellular component: nucleus. The record is from RefSeq and is a predicted model, not a curated record.
GGCCCAGUUUAGAAUCACUGACGCUUUUGUUCGGCGAUGGCCUGCUGUCAAUCAAGAUGCAAGACCCCGCCCCCAUCGGCCUUUCACUGCCGCAGCUGGCUGCUUCUCGCUGCUCUCUGCAAUCUGUGCUGGAGAGGCCGAAGGAGCAGCAGCUUCACUAUUAAACCCGGCCUACAAACGCUUAUGACGCUCGCCAUCAAAGAACACGAACAACACGAGUGCUGGGAUGUCACCCAUGCUUCAGGUAGGCACACAACCAUGCCCUUAAUAUAACUGGUUAACAGUGUGGUUAUGGGUUUAAAGUUCUUGUUUGUGACCUUGGUUAACUGUCAAGCAAAUCAUCUCCAUUAUGUUAAGUCAUCCCUCUUAACAUGAAAUGACUUUGCAAUACAUGUGGUGGUUUUUUGUGUGCUUGCACUUAAUGGAUUUGUUGGUUUGCUUGUUUUGCUUAGAGUUUGAUGUGUAAAAUGUAACUCAUUACCAUUGUUUAGCUAUCGUCUUAUGUCUUUCCCACCUUUCACCUACCCACCAGUAUUUGUAGCUGAUCAGAGGUCCCUGUGCCCCCUCCCUGCUCCUCCCAACAUACAUACAUAACACACACACACAGUCACAUACACGCUCACAAACACUCAGUCGGUCAAGAGCUAGUGUGAUGACAGAUAAUGUGCUUUGUCAUGCUGGUUGGUGUCUUGUGUUUUUCCUAUACUGGAUGCAUGUUUGUUACUUUUAGGCUCCUGUAACCCUGGUUGGCUGGCCACGGAGACAGGGAGUCCUCGUCUCAGUACUGUGGCUCUCCACAUUAGACUUUCUGUUUGGGGCUAAACAUGUUCUCCAAGGGCACCAAGCGUAAGUUUUCCGAUGGUGAUGAAGAGAUAUCCGACGAAAGCCUGGUGGGUGCCAGGGUGGCAUCUUCAUACAGCUUGCAACGGCAGUCACUGCUGGACAUGUCCCUCAUUAAGCUGCAGUUAUGCCACAUGUUGGUGGAGCCCAACCUCUGCCGCUCGGUUCUCAUUGCCAACACGGUCAGGCAGAUUCAGGAGGAGAUGACCCAUGAUGGUAGCUGGCAUAUGGUCGCUGAAGCCUUCUGCAGUGCAGGCCAAAGUCCCUCUGAGCGCUUGGUGGCCACUGAGGUCCUUUGCAGAUCACGAGAGCAGGAUGCAGAACCUAAGCUCUUCUCUGUCAUCAGCUAUGAAGGUUGCCGUGAAGAAGAGGUGGUAGCUGAUGAGACACUGUGCUCCGUUUCAGUUAGCGAUACAGUCUCCAAUGUGUGCCUGGCAGGGCGUAUAGGCCAGUGCUGGGAGAAGAGUGAGCUUAGUGGUGUAGAGAGGGAUGAAGAGGCCCUUGAAGACUCUAGACUUGGUUCAGGAGAAGAUGAGGAGAUAGACACCAAGGACAGGGCUUCCACAGAGAGUCCAAAGACCAUUGGGCAAGUUUUUGGUACAUUUGAAAUAAAAAAUGGUUCCCCGGGUCCAGACUCUGCUCUUGAGGAGCUGUUCUCAGAUGUGGACACCUCCUACUAUGAUCUGGACACCAUGCUGACCGGCAUGCAGAGCGCACCCAAGAUGGGUCCUUAUGACAUCCUUGACAGCUUGGCACCUUCACAUAGUUCCCCUUCAAUAGUGUCCACCCCGAACUGUCGUUCUGAUCUCAAUGAACUGGAUCACAUAAUGGAAAUCAUUGUGGGUUCUUAGGCUCGACCUUAUUCAGAGACUUACACGCUUGUCUUAAUGUUACUGGCUUUUCUGUUCCUUAUGGAAAGCAAGUAAAGUCUAGAGUCCUUUCAGGGAAAAGAGUUGAUGUCUUUUGAAGGAUGGCCUUGAUUUUAUGAGCUGACCAUAGUCAUCUUAUUUGCAUACCCUUUGUAUGUUUUAAUGUUUUUUCUCUGUACUUGUCUGUCCAGACAUGCUGUUUUUUAUUUAAUUUAUUUGUUAUACUCAUGACACUAUGGAGAGCAGAACAAGAUGUAUACAAAAGUUGUAAAGCUUGGGAUAUUUUCAUAAGGAGAAAAAAGGUUGUCUUAAUGUAUAUAAAUAUAUAUUUUUACAAUAGAUUCUUCUUGUAAUGUCACUGUACAUUAUGUACAUGUUCUACAAAUUGAUUUUAACCGAAGAGAUUAGAUUCUUAUGUGCAACAACUCAAGUUUUCUGUUUAUCAAAAUCCAUAAACUGAAGGAACUUAAUUCAGUACUACAAUAUACAAAAGGAUACCAAGUAUACAGUGAUGCAUGUUUUACAUUAUGUGCUCAUUUGCACAAAGUAUUUUUUUUCCUCUCAAGGUUUGAUUGCAGUUGGCUGUCAAUCAGCUCAGCUGUAGGAUUUGUUUGCUGUUAGACAUCAAAGUUAUUAUAUUUUGUCUUAUCAACAAAUGAAGUAUAAUGGGGCCAACUCGUUUUAUAUUGUGACUUAAUUUAUUUAAUUUAUUUACUGCAAACGGUGAGUGUUGGCUGUGGUCAAGCUCAGGGUGGCUUUUUAACUCUAGAGGACUUAAUAGGCCUGAUUCACAAAUGCCUUUUGCUCAUUGUAAAUCGUUCACAGAAUUAGUGCUUUAAGUUGUUUUGCAUCAAUUAUUGGUUAAAGUAUUGAUUUUUAAAUAAGUGAACUGUUUUAAUGUUAGUGAAUGGCUCAAGUAUAUCUGUCUAUUAGUCCUCUAGACCCCUCAUAAUGAGAAGGCAUUGGUCUAGGUCUAUGCAUUGAGUGUCAUAACACACUUUAUACGCAUGAAGUGUUUAAAAUGCAUUUAGUACAGUAUUCUUUUUUUCAUACUUAAGAAUCAGUCUACAAGAGACGGUUUUAUUUUGCUCAACAUUUGUUACAAUGUUGUUUGUUACCCCCCAGUUGUUACAUAUAUAUUAUUUGGUUUUAUCUAAAGUAAGUUUUUGCAUAAACUAUGUUUGUGCAAAUUAUAGGUUAUUACACUUUGAUAAUUGUUUUCUUCUACAUUGUCUCACGCUUAAAUUCUAAGAGGAUGUUGUUUAUUGUAUGAUCUUAAACUAGUAGAGUAUAAACCUUUUAUAUGAGCACUGUAGCUUUUUUAACGUUUUUUAAUAAAAGGUACAACUUAUGAAAA